Molecule: messenger RNA, 1801 nt
Organism: Formica exsecta
Lineage: Eukaryota; Metazoa; Arthropoda; Insecta; Hymenoptera; Formicidae
Product: UDP-glucose 4-epimerase-like
Exons: 8
Coding region: 635-1738 (367 amino acids)
Biological process (GO): beta-D-galactose catabolic process via UDP-galactose, Leloir pathway
Cellular component (GO): cytosol
Molecular function (GO): UDP-glucose 4-epimerase activity
Source: RefSeq, a predicted model, not a curated record
GUUUAUCGAAAUAAAAAAUUGAAACAUAUUCGUCGAGAAACGAACGUGAAGAAUUGGUAAGAGCGGCGCGCGAUGUGAAAAGAGGAGGAACUUUUUAGAUGAGAAUCAUAAAACGAACGAUUGGAAUGAAGCGCGAGGCUGGAAGGAAGGGCAUAUGGUGUGCGUGCCGGUAUGGUAUCGUGGAGGAGGGGAUGUCUCGCGCGUCCCACGAUACACAACUAAGGUCCUCUGUUCCUUCCAUAGCUGCUAUUCAAGACAGAGUCUCUCAGUCAUUGCGCGAAGUGCCUCCGGAGUCCUUCGGAUCGGAAUUGAUUGCGGUCUAUUGAAUUGUUUAAUCUUAAAUUCUGCACUGAGGUAACAAUCUCUUCAAUUUAUUGUCUGAUAUUCUCUAUAACGAAUUUUUUUGGUUCUAUAACACACAAAAACAAGUAUAAAUUCACCGAGAUGCUUCCGGAACGAUGCGUCAGUUUUUUUUAUUCAGACUUGAGAAACAAGAAGGCUCUUCGAGGGCAAACUAUCUCUUGUAAUAGGAAUGAGAAUCAUCUUCAAGGACGCCGAUUAAUUUCUCAAUUUAAAAGUCAAGGUUUAUAGAAAGAGACUUUCAUUUUCAAAUCACAUUCCAAAACGAUUAUUAAUGAGACUCAGAAGAAAAGAAAUGACCGGAGAUUGGAGGACCAUUUUCGUAACCGGAGGCGCCGGUUAUAUCGGAAGUCAUUGCAUCGUCGAACUCUUGGAGUGCGGAUACAACGUGGUGGCAAUAGACAAUUUUGCAAAUAGCGUGACGGAAACCGAUGGGGAAUCCGCGGCGCUUAAAAGAACCGAGCAAAUAACAGGGAAGAAGGUCAUGUUUUAUAAUUGCGAUCUGCUCGAUAGAGAGAAACUCGAGACAAUUUUUAAUAAGCACAAAAUAGACUGUGUAAUACAUUUUGCAGCUAUCAAAGCCGUUGGCGAAUCAAUGCAAGUUCCACUUCAUUACUAUCGGAAUAAUAUAAUAGGAGCUAUUAAUUUGCUCGAGGUGAUGAAAGCGGCUGGCUGCUUUCAGCUUGUAUUCAGCAGCUCUUGUACAGUUUACGGCGAGCCUACAGAAUUGCCUAUCACAGAGGAACACGAAACCGGUAAUAUCACCAAUGUUUACGGCCGAACAAAAUAUUUUAUCGAAGAGAUGUUGAAGGAUAUAUCUAAAGCUGAAAAGAAUUGGAACAUUAUAUCCUUGAGGUAUUUCAACCCGGUGGGCGCUCAUCCCAGCGGCCUCAUCGGCGAAGAUCCGACGAAACCAUUUACGAAUUUGAUGCCGUAUAUCGCUCAAGUUGCUUUGAGACACAAACAGGAACUAGUUAUAUUCGGCGGCGAUUAUGCUACGAAUGAUGGUACAGGUGUUCGCGAUUACAUUCAUGUUAUGGAUCUGGCGGCAGGCCAUGUGGCGGCGUUAAACGCCUUGCACAAACAGCAUCUCAGGCUUAAGAUUUAUAACUUGGGUACUGGCAAUGGCGUAACUGUAUUAGAAUUGAUAAAAACUUUUGAGAAAGUCACUGGCACUACUGUGCCUUACGUGAUAAAAGCAAGAAGAGAGGGCGAUAUUGUGUCCAUGUAUGCUAAUACAGAUUUGGCGAAAAAAGAACUGGGAUGGACAGCGAAAUAUAACGUUGAGCAAAUGUGUCAAGACUUUUGGAGGUGGCAAGUGAUGAAUCCGCAUGGUUAUCGAACUUCAAUAAAGAAUGAUACUAAUGAACAUUCGUAACAACGAACUGUAUCAAAGAACUUGUGCAAAUAAUUUAUAAUAAAGGAUCCAUACAAGUUUUAU